Messenger RNA from Pocillopora meandrina, 402 nucleotides. The record is from the annotation of a GenBank genome assembly. NCBI's taxonomy places the organism in Eukaryota, Metazoa, Cnidaria, Anthozoa, Scleractinia, Pocilloporidae.
AUGGGUUCUGCCACUAGUUAUCGGCAUUUAACAGAGCGAGUACGCCUAAACAAAAAAAGGUUGUUUAAUUCAUUUACAAUUUGGCUAUUAACUCAGCAAAACAUGCAAUCGUCUUCAAGAAGACCAUGCUAUUUAUCGCAGGAGGAAUCAGAAAAGCCAAGAAGGCAUUAAAAGAGAACUUAUCGUGGGGCAUACAUGUUCCAGAAGAACUCUUAACAACGUUCCGCACAAAAUGUCAGACUCUCAUUACAAAUGUCUUGAAGAUUUUAUAACAACAGCUAUAUAUCGCAAAUGGCUAACUUCUAACAAUUGAUGAUUUGACAGCCAUUGAAACGAAAAGAAGGAGGAAAAACUAAAGGAAAAAUUGUCAGAGGCAAAACAAUGUGUUUGAUAGGCUUUUAA